AGCCGCAUUUUAGAGUUUAUUUCUCUCGCAUCCUCCAUCUAGGGUUUUCACCAAAGCCGUCUUCGUCUCAUUUCCUCAAGCAAAACAACCAUGGUUCUCCAAAACGACAUCGAUCUGCUCAACCCUCCAGCUGAGCUGGAGAAGAGAAAGCACAAGCUCAAGCGUCUCGUGCAGACUCCUAACUCCUUCUUCAUGGACGUUAAGUGCCAGGGAUGCUUUAACAUAACGACAGUGUUUAGCCACUCGCAAACGGUUGUAGUGUGUGGAAACUGUCAGACGGUUCUGUGCCAGCCCACUGGUGGCAAAGCCAGGCUCACGGAAGGAUGCUCUUUCAGGAAGAAGUGAGAAACUGAGUUUCUCACAUAAAAAUCAUCUUUUUUAAAAAUGUUGCUGUCAGAGAGAAAUCGGAUCUUUAUUCAGUUUGUGUUUCUUGCUUAGUACUCUUUAUUGUCUUAAAGACCUUUUCUUUUGCUUACGAGAAGAUUUUGAAAGCAUUAUCAAAUUAUUGUUGGGUUAUAGAUCAAUCUUCUAGCUUUUAUUUAGCUAUAAAUCUUUAUCAAAUCGCAUCAGCUGGCUGGUUUCUUGUUCAUUGUCUACAUGCUAUGUGGUUUUUUCAUUAGCUGAAGCUGAAUAAACCCUCACCACACAUGGUUUUAUGUUGAAG
Messenger RNA from Eruca vesicaria subsp. sativa (arugula), 664 nucleotides. The record is from the annotation of a GenBank genome assembly. NCBI's taxonomy places the organism in Eukaryota, Viridiplantae, Streptophyta, Magnoliopsida, Brassicales, Brassicaceae.